Cladocopium goreaui is the source of this 2140-nucleotide messenger RNA. The record is from the annotation of a GenBank genome assembly. Lineage: Eukaryota; Dinophyceae; Suessiales; Symbiodiniaceae.
CCUGCACCUUCCAGUCAAAUGCCUGGCCUCGCGUGAAUCGGUGAAUCGACGCCCCUAGCCAAAUGGUGGCCAAAGAAGAGGCGGAGGAAGCCGACGUGGAGGCAAAAGCCAAACGGCCACGUACAGAUGGUGUGGGUGUGCCACCACUCUUCUCUCAGGGAGGCUAUUCAGAGGCCUCUGAUGGUUGGUGGGCGCACAGCGGAGGUGAGUGGCUACACAACAAGACUGAAAUGGCAUACUUCCAUUUGCCUACCGGACAGAUUCGUGUAGUCCUGGAUGAAUCUGCUGAAUUGCCAGCGCCUGCGAAUGGCAAGGAGCAGGUGGAGGAUGAAGGACCUCUCUUGCGUGGCCGAGUGAGAUGGUUUAACGAAAAGAAAGGCUUUGGCUUCAUCGAACCAAUCGAUGAUGCAGCGAAAGUCCUUGACAAGGACCUUUUCGUUCACAGAAACCAGAUCACAGGUGCGAAGAAUGGGGAGGCGGAGGGUGAGACAGAAGUCUUUGCAUCUCUGCAGGCCGAAGAAGUGGUCACUUUCCAUCUUGGUCAAACAGAUGAUGGGAGAAUGUGUGCAGUAAGAGUGAAAGUUGCUGAGGCAGAUGCUGACGAAGCAGAGCCACAGGAUGGUGACGCUGAAGAUGGUGAUGGUGAAGACGCCUCUGAGGCAUCAUCCGUGGAGAUAGACUUGGAGGAAGAGUUGAAGUGUGGCUUCCACCAAGACAAAGCUGAAGGCAAGGAGACCUGUGAGGACUACCUGGUCGAAAAACUCAAACUGCCCAUCAAUGUGUUGGGAGAGACUGCUACUUUCGUUUUUUUUGGCGUUUUCGAUGGCCAUGGUGGACCCUACUGUGCAGAGCAUGUGUCCACUCACCUGGCCAAGAACAUUCUGGCGCGUCUUCGAGAUCGUGCCAGGAAUGUCAGUGACGAGAUUGCUGUGAAGACCGCCCUCUUGGGUGGGUUCAAGCAGACAGAGCACAACUACCUGCAACACGCCAAGAAGACAGACGACAGCUCGGGCAGUACUGCCUGCACAAUGACUGUCUUCGGACCUGACGAACAAAUGCGAUUGCGGCUCUUCAUGGCAAACUGUGGUGACUCGCGUGCAGUGCUGUGCACAAGUGGCACUGCUCAGCGCCUCACAGAGGAUCACAAGCCAAACCUUCCGGCAGAAAAGAAACGAAUUGAGGCAGCUGAUGGAGGUGUCGUCGAGGUUCAAGGUGUUUGGCGUUGUGUACUGCCUCAGAAGAAGCGUCUUACGAGCAAAAUAGCUGGUUUGGCAGUGUCUCGGAGCUUUGGGGACAAGGACUUCAAGGGUCCUGACAUAGUCAGUGCAGAGCCGGAGAUCACUGUACACGAGGUUGACUGGGACGCUGACGAGUUUGUGAUCCUGGCGACUGAUGGCAUUUGGGAUGUUCUUUCCGACAAGGAUUCCGUUGCCCUCGUCCGGCAGCACCUUCAGAGUGGGAGGACAGAGGAGAAAGCAGCUGAGGCCCUUGUAAAGCGGGCACGUGAAAAGGGCAGCCAAGAUGAUUGCACAGCUUUGGUUGUGCGGUUUUCUUGGGCCAACAAGGGUCAGCAAACUGACGCUGCAGAGCCAGAGGGGCAGGGAGAGGAGGCGGAUGCUGCUGCCGGCACUGAGGAGAUGGAGGUGGGAGAGGAGGGAGAGGAAGAGAUGAUGGAUGACGAUGAUGAAGCCGAGGCAGAGGCACUGGCACGCAUGGCCAGGGCUAUGGCUGCCAAUGCUGGUGCAGUCUUGGGCCCUGAUGGAGAGGAGGAAGCCGAGGAGGCGGAGGAUGCCAUCUCCAGCCAAGCUGCACCACAGAAGCAGGCAGAAGAUCGUGAUAUCUUCGCUGAUGGAGAAACAGAAGAGCAAGAUGAGGAAGCUGCUGGUCUGAAACGAUGGGACAAAACCAACGCGGCAGGGGCACUGAUCUCGCCACUCUUCGAGGGUCUUGGCCCAACGAGAGAAGAGCUGGCAGCCGACGAUGGCCAAGAUGGCCAAGACGGCCGAGGCACUGUGAUUGGUGGCCUGCUGAAAGACGUUGGUGGUGACAAAGCUGAAGACAAUGAAAAACCUCCAGAAGCCAAAGAAGCUGUUGAUGCCGACAUGGAUAUGUUUGGCUAAGCUGAGGGAAGUCAGAAAAA